UAUGGAAGCAUUUUCUCGAUUCAUUGCAAGAAUAAGAGACGAAGAUGAUGAAAAAAAAGAAGAUAAGGAUAAAGACACAAAAGAGGGAGACGCUAUAGUAAAAGACGAGAAUAAAAAAUUAGAAAAAGAUGUUCAAUUAGAGAAGGAGAGAACAAAAGAAUUAUCCGAUCAGGUUACCUCGAAAAAUGCUCUCUUAGAACAAGGAGUUUCUAAAGCCAUUGAAAACGGGUCAUUGAAGAUAGCUCCAGAUGCAGCGACCAGUAUUGCAGAUUUGCAAAAUCUGAGAACAGAAUGUAGUAUAUUACAACGACAAUUAGAGCUUUCUCAAAAAACCGUAGAAGAAGCUCACAUUGCUAAAGAAAAUGCCGAAUAUAAGUUGAGAGCCUACGAAACUCAAUCCGGAAAUCAAAAUAGUAUCUUAGAAGCUUUAAAUAAUGCAAAAAUUCAAGCAGAACAAAAAGCAGAUUUAAGGCAGAAUACAGCUGGAUCAAAGGCUUUGGUAUCAGUAAAGGACGGAGAAUUAGCCCAACUAAAAGCUUUAAAUAGGAAUCUCAAAAAAGAGCUGGAACUUCUUUCAGAGCAAUUAAGAAUUGCCAAAGAUGAAAUGCUCUCAAACAGAGAAGAGAUCAAAGCUCUAACAUUCGCUUUAAAAAAUAAGUUAUUAGAGGAGCGAGAAGCUAGAAAGAACCUUGAAAAGAGAUUAUGGGAAAAGGAAAAUGAAUGCUUGUCUCACGAUUCUGACUUUCGUACGGUUUCUAGGACAUUAAGUAUAACAAGCGAUGAAAGAGAUGGGUAUAAGGCCAAACUGGAUGACCUUAACGAAAGGGUUCAUGAAAUGGUUAAUGAAAAAUCAAAAUUACAGCACGAGUUGAGAGUAAAGGAAAAUAAAUUAGAUGAAGCAAUUAUGAUGCGUAAACAAACGGAAAGGCAGCUAGAAUCGACUAAAGAAGAGCUAAACGAAUUGCAAUUAUCAAGAGAUUGUUUACAUGAGAUUACCGAUAAUCAAAAAAGCUCUGUUUCAGCAGCUAAAAAACAGGCCACAAAAUAUCAUCAGGAAAAGACUGAGUUGAAAAAAACUAUAUCUGGUUUAGAGGGGGAAAAACAUAAACUUCAAAGAAAUUUAAGAGAGUCAGAAAGUGAAAAGGAUCAAUUAAUUUCAGAUAAAGAAAAAUUGGCAAAAGAUGUCAUAAAAAUAGCAACCCAAUUAGAAAACAAAGAUGAACUAUUGAUUGAGCAAAAACAUCGAUACGAAAAUGCUAUUGAAAAUAUUAAAUUAGAUUUUAUCAAUGAAACAACGAAACUUGCCCAAUUAAAGGAUGCCGCCGAAAACGAGGCAAAGAAAUUGAAAGAAGAAAAGAGAGAAUUAGAGCAUGAAUUAGAACUUAGAGAGAGAGAAAUGACAGACUACGAUAAGAAUUCAGAUAAUAAUGAAUAUUUUUCAAGGGAGAAGAAAGAUUUAAAUAACAAACUUCAAGCUUUACAAAAUGAAAAUAGAGAUUUAAGUUCAGAGGUGAAAAAAGUCAAUCAAAGUCUUUAUUUAUUGGAAAAAGAUAAAGAACAUCUAGAUAAGCUUAUUCAAGAAAAAGAUAAACAAUAUAGUCAAUUAAGGGAAGAACUAAAUACCGAGAGACAUAAAUUUAUGAACGAUAUAUUUUCUUUAAGAGAAAAAUCCUAUCAACAAGAAAAGCAAACAGAUAAUAAAAUUGCUGAUAUUUCUGAAAAGUAUAAAAGAUCCAGAAGCGAGAAAGAAGAAUUAAAUAUGCAAUACACAGAUCUAUUGAGAAGUUACGAAAACGUUAAAGGCGAUAUAAAAGAAUUAGAAUAUCAAAAUGAACGUCUAAACAGUCAUAUUGAAAGUAUUGGAAACAACACCCAAUAUGCCGAGAAACAAUGUGAUGUUUAUAAAGCUAGGAAUGAAUCUUUAAAGCAACAAUUGGCUAAAGAAGAAGAAGAAAAACAAAAACUGAAGGGUCAAUUGAUUAAUUGUCAAACAGAGUUGAUAAAGGUUAAAGAAUAUUACGACAAUUAUAAAAGAGAGGGAGAGUCUUCUAUUACACUAUUGACAACCAACCAAGACUAUACGAAAGGUUUAGAAGAACAAUUAAAAGACGCUAGAAAUCAAAUUUUAACUUUACAAGAAGAACUAGAAAAAACUAAGCUAGAGUAUGAAUGUAAAAUAAAACUAAUUCAAGAUGAACUAGAUGCAAUAAAGGGGACAAGCGUUAAUAAAAUUGAUGAUUUGACGAAGGAGAAUGAAAGAUUAUCUACUAAUUUACAAGAUACAAAACGUAUUUUAAGUGAUAAAAUAGAAAAACUUAAAAAUCUACAAACUGAAUUAGAAGACACUAAGUCUGCUUAUGAACACAAGUCUAAUGAAUUAAUUAAAAACCAAUCAAAACUAAGACUAGAAUUAGAAACGAGACAAGAACUUGAGGAAAGGCUUAACAAGCGAGAAGAAAUGAUGAAUGAACUCCUGACAAAUUCAGAGAAGGAUAAAACCCAUAUAAUAGAAAUCUCUAAUGCCAAGUUAAAUUCGGUAUUGAAAAGAGUUGAAGAAAGGGAUAAAGAAUUGGAAGUUCAAACCGAACAUUAUCAGGAUAUUGAGAAGAAAAAUGUACAGAGUGAAUAUAAGAUAGUGAACGAGUUCUCUACAAAGUUAAAAGAGGCUGACGACCGUUUAAAGAGAGAGAAAAUGUCACAUUCCUUAACGAAACGACAAUUAGAGAUGGCUCACGAAGAUUGCGAAAUACUAAGAGAGCAAUUAAGAAUGAAUAGAAGCAAAUAUAAUCAACGAAUUCUAAGUAUGGCCAACUUCGAUUCUGGUAAAAAUAGAUCGGAAAAAAUUAAUGAGAUUAUCGCGAGAAGUGAAGAAAAAGCCCAAAGACUUUUAGAAAGUGGAAAAGUAUUCGACAUUCCCUAA
Dimorphilus gyrociliatus is the source of this 2920-nucleotide messenger RNA. The record is from the annotation of a GenBank genome assembly. NCBI's taxonomy places the organism in Eukaryota, Metazoa, Annelida, Polychaeta, Dinophilidae.